Messenger RNA from Mesoplodon densirostris (Blainville's beaked whale), 3178 nucleotides. RefSeq names its product protein phosphatase 2 regulatory subunit B'beta (gene PPP2R5B). Gene Ontology annotation, cellular component: cytosol; nucleus; protein phosphatase type 2A complex. Bases 986 to 2545 code for a protein of 519 amino acids. NCBI's taxonomy places the organism in Eukaryota, Metazoa, Chordata, Mammalia, Artiodactyla, Ziphiidae. Gene Ontology annotation, biological process: signal transduction; protein dephosphorylation. The transcript is spliced from 15 exons. The record is from RefSeq and is a predicted model, not a curated record. Gene Ontology annotation, molecular function: protein phosphatase activator activity.
AGGGUGGGGUUCCCUUGGGGGUGGAAUGCCUGGGGCACAGAUGGAGCAGGCCAAAUCUUUGGGCCUGACAUAGGAUUGGGCCUCUUUCCUGCCGGAGUCCUGGCAUCGCCCCCAGCUUCCUGGUGCAGACUCCUGAGUCUUCCUCUCUCCCUAUGCAGUCUCCCUUGCAGAAAGCAGGAACCCAGCGCCAGUUGGACCCCUUCCCGCUCAGCUUCAGUCUUGUCCCUGGGUGCCCGCAGGAAUUACCCCUUUGGUCAGGCAGCCGCUUUUAUCGGUGAGGGGACUACAUCUCCCAGCUGCCCCGGGCGGGAACUUCCUGACGCAGCACCCCACCCACCCACCCCCGCCCCCGGCCCCCAAACCCGCGGGGAUGUGCGGGCCGACUGGGGGAGGUGACUUGAUGUCAUCGUGAGCAGCUGGGCGGCGGGUGCCGGUGCGCACAGAGCCGGGUCUCCUGUGGUGCUGCGCGGGUCGGGUGCCACGACUUGAGGAGAGGUCUGCGCGCUGCCCCGGCCAGCCCAGAGCCCGUCGGGCGCCCGCACCCCGACCCGGGGCUGAGUUGGGUGCACGCUCCGGCCCCCCCGGAGCCAGAGAGAGAACCCAGGAGCGCCGCCGCCCAGCGCCAGCGCCCUGAACCGGACCGCGGCUCGGGAGCCCUGAACAGCUGCUCCCCUCCCCACCGGCAGCCCCUGGAGGGUCGGCGACCAAAGUCUGGGCAUCUGAGAAAGCCAGGGUGGGAACCCUAACUGGACUCUUCCGACCCUCAGGAAGGACCUGAGACCUGAGCCAUCCUCCUCUCUACCGUGCUUGCCCCCCAGGACUGGGCAGUUGCCAGAGGCCCUGGGGGGGGGGGCCAGGACUGUGCUUGUGCUCCUCCCCACCGCACAGGAUGGGCCCAAGUUAGUCAGCCCAGCCUCACGCAGCGUCCUGCAGGCCCAGAGGGAAGCUCAGGGGCUCUGAAGGCUUGGCCCACCGCCUGACCGCCAUGGAGACGAAGCUGCCCCCCGCGAGCACCCCCGGCAGCCCCUCGUCCCCAGGGCUGUCCCCGGUGCCCCCACCCGACAAGGUGGACGGCUUCUCCCGCCGUUCCCUCCGCAGGGCCCGGCCCCGGCGGUCCCACAGCUCCUCUCAAUUCCGCUAUCAGAGCAACCAGCAGGAACUCAUCCCACUACCCCUGCUCAAAGAUGUGCCAGCCUCUGAGCUGCAUGAGCUGCUGAGCCGGAAGCUGGCCCAGUGUGGGGUGAUGUUUGACUUCUUGGACUGUGUGGCUGACCUGAAGGGGAAGGAGGUGAAGCGGGCGGCGCUCAAUGAGCUGGUGGAGUGUGUGGGGAGCACUCGGGGGGUCCUCAUUGAGCCUGUCUACCCAGACAUCAUCCGCAUGAUCUCAGUGAAUAUCUUCCGGACGCUGCCGCCCAGUGAGAACCCUGAAUUUGACCCUGAAGAGGAUGAGCCCAACCUUGAGCCUUCAUGGCCACAUCUUCAGCUGGUAUACGAGUUUUUCCUGCGUUUCUUGGAGAGCCCAGACUUCCAGCCCUCCGUGGCCAAGAGAUAUGUGGAUCAAAAGUUUGUCCUGAUGCUCCUGGAGCUAUUUGAUAGCGAGGACCCUCGGGAGCGUGAGUACCUCAAGACCAUCUUGCACAGGGUCUAUGGAAAGUUCCUGGGGCUCCGGGCCUACAUCCGCAAACAGUGCAGCCAUAUCUUCCUCCGGUUCAUCUAUGAACUGGAGCACUUCAAUGGCGUGGCUGAGCUGCUGGAGAUCUUAGGAAGCAUCAUCAACGGCUUUGCGCUGCCCCUGAAGACCGAGCACAAGCAGUUUCUUGUUCGAGUCCUGAUUCCCCUGCACUCUGUCAAGUCGCUGUCUGUCUUUCACGCCCAGCUGGCAUACUGUGUGGUACAGUUCCUGGAGAAGGAUGCCACUUUGACAGAGCAUGUGAUCCGGGGGCUGCUCAAAUACUGGCCAAAAACCUGUACCCAGAAGGAGGUGAUGUUUCUGGGGGAGAUGGAAGAGAUUCUGGAUGUCAUUGAGCCCUCCCAGUUCGUGAAGAUCCAGGAGCCCCUCUUCAAGCAGGUGGCUCGCUGUGUGUCCAGCCCCCAUUUCCAGGUUGCAGAGCGGGCUCUGUAUUUCUGGAACAAUGAGUAUAUCCUGAGCCUCAUUGAGGACAACUGCCAUACUGUGCUGCCUGCUGUGUUUGGGACCCUCUACCAAGUCUCCAAGGAGCACUGGAAUCAAACCAUUGUGUCUCUGAUCUACAAUGUGCUCAAGACCUUCAUGGAGAUGAAUGGGAAGCUAUUUGAUGAGCUCACAGCCUCCUACAAGCUGGAAAAGCAGCAUGCUGGGGCAUCCAAGCCCAGUUGUCCCCUGCAUCCUCCAAUUAUCCUCCCAAGUACUUCUUCCAGGGAACAGCAGAAGGCCCAGGAACGUCAGGAGCUGUGGCAAGGCCUGGAGGAGCUACGGCUACGCCGGUUACAGGGGACCCAGGGGGCCAAAGAGGCCCCGCUCCAGCGGCUUACACCCCAGGUGGCCACCGGUGGAGGUCAGAGCUAAGGAUCCUCAGAAGGGGAGGAGCUAAACCCAGAGCUGUCAGUUCCUCCAUCUCCCUCCUGCCCAGGGGUCCAGAGAGAGACACACCUACUCCUGGCCUUGCCAGAGGGGGCUCGGAGGGCUUCCUGCCUGGCCCGGCGUGGGCAGUUUCCACUGGGGGGAGAGGAGGAGAGAUGGGGGUCCUGGCAACAGAACUCUCAGGCCCUCCUGGCAGGACUUGACCAGGGCAAGCUUGACCAGGAAGCUGCCAUCGGGGAUCUGCCUCUGCCCCACAAAGCUGGGCUACAGACUGCAGGCAGGUUCCCACCCCCUGCUCCCAGCCUAGGGCAAGGGGACUCGGCCCCUCACCUGCCCCACCUUGUGCCAGCGGGAGGUCCUUCCUCACCCCACCAUGGGAUCCAUGGUCUAUUUAUUCUCCCCCAGCUCACCUGCAACACAGACAUUAUCCUGGGCCUGGGGCACCCUCCUUCCUUCCCUCCCCUCCCUUGCCCUGUACAUCCUUGUCCCCUUUUUAUUUAUUGGGUAGGGGGAGGGGUGAGGGCACAGGCAGAGGAUUCCCUGUGUCCUGGGGCAAGGGGGGUGGUGGUCACAGUAACCAUGGUCUGUUCCCCUUUCCCUGGCUGGGGGUAGAUUUAA